Molecule: messenger RNA, 6127 nt
Organism: Caretta caretta (loggerhead turtle)
Lineage: Eukaryota; Metazoa; Chordata; Testudines; Cheloniidae
Source: RefSeq, a predicted model, not a curated record
UGCUUUGUUGAGGCUGGGAAGCCAUUUUGGGAUUCUGUGGUGUGGAAUAGAAAAUAAUGUCCUGUCAACUUGCAAACUUGCCUUGAAUUGUUUUGACUGGGAUUGCUGGACCUCGGAACAGAAUGCUGAAGCAUAUAAUCAUUCUAAAUAUGUGAAGCGGAUGACUCAGGAUUUUGGAUAUAUAGUAUGAUUUGAAACAGUCACCAUGGAUUUUUCACGUCUACACACGUACACCCCACCCCAAUGUGUGCCAGAGAACACUGGCUAUACAUAUGCACUCAGUUCAAGUUAUUCUUCAACUGCUCUGGAUUUUGAGACUGAACACAAAUUGGAUCCAGUGUUUGAUUCUCCAAGAAUGUCAAGACGCAGUUUACGCUUGGUCACUUCAGGAUAUAAUGCAACAGAUGAUGCCCAAAAUGACAACAUUCAUAGCAAUUCCUAUAUUGGAAACGUAUCUUUGUCAGAUCAGUCAUCCAGAACAGCAAAGCAGCGCAAAAGUAUGAGCAAGCAGUCUGUCACUGUGAAACAUACUCCAAGAAAAAAUGUAUCCAGCUCUUCUAUUUUUAGCCAAAGUAGUUUCAAUAGCCAUGCCAGUGAUACAUCUCUGGUAUCUACUGUAUUGGAUGAAUCUUUGAUUCAGGAGCAAACAGAAGUUGACCAUUUUUGGGGGCUUGAUGAUGAUGAAUGCGAUCUUAAAGGUGGGGAGACAACAGUGAUUCAGGGAAAUGGUGAUAUAGCAACAGCUGAAACACAGACUACCAUGAUCAAUGGCUAUACUUGCAGUGACUGCAGUAUGCUUUCUGAACGGAAAGAGGUCCUCACAGCGUACUCUGCUUCUCACAUGCCAUCUUCAAGAAUUUACUCGAGGGAUAGAAGCCAAAAAUACAAGUCUAGAAACACCCCUUUCUACAUGAAUAAGAUUCUACGAUUGAUCAAAUAUACUGCAACAUCUUUUGCAUCACUGUUAGUGCAACUAUUUCAAAUGGUUUUGCUGAACCUGGGUUAUGAAUUUAAAGAAAUUCAGAUCUUAUCUAAUCAAGCUUUCCUGGAAGGUGCUACAGACAAACGGAGAACUGCUCACUCGAAUUACUGUGGAAGUAUGAAUGUAAAAGACUUUCUCAAAGAGGAUGGCCAUCUUGGUAUAAAUGGGGAAUCCUUGUGUGAUGACUGUAAGGGGAAGAAACAUCUUGAAACAUACACAACAGUCCACAUGCAAUCCUCAAGGUCUAAAAGGGUAGCAAGGACCAUUUGGCACACCUUUUCUUAUGCAGGUUACUUUGUGCUACAAGUGUUGCAAACAGUGGGAGCAACAGGAUGGUUUAUGUCUCAGAAGAUGUUAUCACUACUUUGGCUGGCCAUUGUUUCUCCAGGGAAGGCAGCUUCUGGGGUAUUCUGGUGGCUUGGAACUGGAUGGUAUCAACUUGUUACUCUGAUUUCUUUGUUCAAUGUGUUUCUUCUUACAAGAUGCCUUCCAAAGAUUUACAGGUUGUUACUGUUUCUCAUCCCACUGCUGUUUUUGCUAGGUAUAUGGUACUGGGGCUUUGAAGGCUUCCUUUCAUUACUGCCUGCAUUCAAUUGGACAAACAUACGUCAAACACAAAGAAUAGAUGAGCCUCUGCAGAUUCUUAAACCACAUCCUGAUUCUUCUCACUAUGUUCAGCCUCCAGAGGGUCCCAUACAGUUAUUUGAUUCUAGUCGUAUGAGUGAACUGGAAAAGCAAAUGGCCUUCAUGUCUGACAGAUGUCAUCACAAUGAUGAAGAAUAUGGCAAAGUGAUGCUACAGCUUGAGAAGCUUCAGGAUCAGGUUGCCCAGAUGAAUGACAAAAGUGAGAUGUUGAUACUAAUAAAAAAUGUAAUGGGCCAACAUCUUAAGGAAAUGCAAUCUGAGGAAAUGGCACGUUCAACGACUGAUCUUCUGGCUUUACACCAAGAACAUGAAUUGCGCAUUUUGACACUGGAAGACUUUAUUGGAAAACUUUCUGCAAAAUCUGAGGACAUCCAGAAGGAACUUGAACUAACCCAAACAAGAACAGUGAGUGGAAGUGAUGAGCAAAACCAGCACCUUUUAUCCAAGGUUAAACAACUAGAACUAGAGUUGGCUCACAUGAAAUCAGAACUGUUAACUCCACAAGACUUGAAGACCAGCUGUGAGAAAGUAGAUACAAUUCAUGAAAAGGUAGAUGCCCAGGUCAAAGAAUCUGUCAAACUUAUGUUUUUUGGUGACCGACAAGAAGACUUUUCUGAAUCACUACUCCAAUGGCUAACAUCCAAAUUUGUGAGCAAGAGCGAUCUGCAGGUUUUGUUACAAGAUCUAGAGCUGCAAAUCCUCAAGAAUAUUACUCUCCACAUGUCUAUUACAAACCAAAAGCCAACCUCUGAAGUAGUAACAAGUACAGUAAAUAAUGCAGUGAUUUCUGGCAUCACAGAAGCGUGUUUAAACGAAAAGGUGGAGACCAGCCCAUCCCCAAGUAAACAAGGCAUAGGCAUCUAUUUUCAUUGUUUGACUCUUCUGAGAAGAGAGAGCAGUACAAAAACAGAGGUAGAGUUGGUAUCUGCAUUUCACUCCCCUGUUCGGUUAGGGGGGGUGGGAGGAGAGAGGGAGCAGUUUAUGUACAUAGAGGUGUCCCUUGCAUCCUCCUGAGAAAUUUCUGACACUUUCAUGAAUGUACUCUGCAGUUAUCCCCCAAAGGUUUCUAGGGAUGGCUGACUUUGUUAUUCCUCCACUGUAGGACACUUACACACACACACACCUCCGCAAGGAGUUCUGCUGGCACAAUUGCAGUAAACAGGCUAGCAGCAUAUGGACCCGGGUGGCUUUGGGAUGUUCUCUGUGCCUUUGUUACUCUCAGAAGUGAGAUAAUAUAAAAUCACCACCUCCUGUUGAAAAUAGUGCCAAUAUUUAGCACCGUUGUCCUAUACGCGUAUCUAUGGAGAAAGGGAUUGAAAUUUUGUUUCAUGCAACCAAAAAUCUUAGUGCCUGCCUCCCCACACUCCUCCUUUGCCCCUGCUGAGCCAUACACACCAUGGCUGAGACUGGAGAGCAGUGCUGUGCAGAGAUACUCCAAAGCUGAAGUGUCAAUAAGCAUGUCAUUAAAAAAAUUAUGGGAAUAAGGGCAGGGGAUUUUGAAACUUGUAUCUUUCCCUUUCUGUUGUAAAUCCAAUGAUACAUAUCUCUGUUUCAUCUGUAGCUGCUCCAUUGUGGCCCCCUCCACACCACUGGAACCCUGAGGAGAAGAAAGAAGAGGGCUAGUGAGAUCCUGCAAGCCAGUGAUGCAUCAGACUGCAAACAAAAGGCCUGUAUGGCCAGCGUGGCAGAUGGCAUGGGGAGGGAUAGAGAGGACAGGAGAAAAUGGAGAAAGACCCAGAAAUCCCAGCAGGAAAAGGAGAGAAUUUCUCAGGCAGCAAACACAAAUGCUGCAUACUCUGGUUGACCUACAAGUCCAGUAAUCACCAACUCGCCACCCUUUGCAGUCCCUGGAGAACUUCAUGGUGGCAGCUUUCCAUGCACCCCAACAUUCCACCUGGCAUCCUGGGCCCCAUCUCUACUGCUACCACUCCAUGCUGGUGGAUAGUAAGGAAAACUACAGCUUCACAUACACUGUCCUAUGAGAGCCACAGUUGCUUUGUGUAGCCAGAAUAGACUGCACUUGUGCACUGAAAUGGACAGAAAUGUUUGCUGCCUUUCUGAUUUUAAAAUUCUGUUCCAUUAAUAUAUGUAAGAAGCUUGUAUUGUAUUGUCCUUUAUUAUAUGCACAUUGAUUAUUUUGCACUGUUUUUGUCACUCAAAUUUCUAUUAAAAAAUAUAUAAUUUUUUAAAAAAUAAAUUUAGUUCACCUCUCCUACUGCAGAAUGCAUAGUGGUACUCGAGCACCCAGGACUUUUAAGUUUAUGGCACCACAGAACUCAUAGGUUCAACAAAACACCAGAUUCAACAAAACGCUAGUCAAGUGUGUAAAUGUACAGCAAGCUGCAUGUAAUUCAUAGGUUCACUAAAAGACAGUGUCAUAUGUAUAAAUGUACCACUAGCACUACACAGUUCCUAACUGGCCCUACGGGUUUGGGGGCUCAGCACAGACCAACAUGGUGCAUUAAUGUGGCUGACUAUUAUAGUGCUCUUUCAAAGUCUUCUACAACCGCAUAGUUCCACAUUAAGCCUUUAUGUCUUGCUGUUCAAACUCAGCAGACAGCCACUCCACCUCCACCCUGGCAGCUUUUCCCCUUUGCCUCAGAGAUAUUAUACGAGGCACAGCAAGCUGCUAUAACCUUUGGGAUACUUUUUUUUUUUCCCCCUGAAAUUCAGUAUUGGAAGUACACACCAGUGUCCCUUCAGUCUACCAAAAGCACUUUCAACUGUCCUCCUUUAAAUACUGAGCUGGUGGUUAAAUCUUUCCUGUGUGCUGUCAAGGUGGCUUUUAGUGAACCAUGGGAACAAGGGGUAGGCAGGGUCUUCCAGUAUCGUUAUAGGGAUUUCAGUAUCGCCAAUGAUGAUUUGCUGGUUGGGAAAGAAUAUCUGUUUUCAGCUUUCUGAACAGUCCUAUGUUCUUAAAGAUGUGAGUGUCAUACACCUUCCCUGACCAGCGCCCAUUUAUAUCAGUGGAGCAUCCCUGGUGAUCCAUCAACACAUGCAUAGCCAUAGAAAAGUAAGCCUUUUCUGUGGAUGUACUCUGUGGCAAGGUGGGCUGGUCCCAAAAUAGGGAUAUGCAUGCCAAGUAUCGCCCCACCGCAGUUUGGGAACCCCACUGCUGCAAAUCCAUCCACUGUGUCCUGUACGGUACUGAGAGUCAGUCCUGCAUAGCAGGACACUAUUAACGGCCCCCAAUGUGGAUUUUCUAACUCCAAAAUGAUUUCCCACUGACCAGUACUAAUCCAGCAUUGCAAGCUUCCAAGUGUGAUUGCCAUUCGCUUCUUAACUGUCAUCGCAGCUCUUAUUCUGGUGUUCCUGCGCUGGAGGGCUGGGGCAGACAUUUGAAAGUUCUGCAGCUACUGCAUCUCAUCCUAUACCUGCAUUGCAAUGCAUCUCACCAGUCAGUGCUCAUUUCUCAGGCCCAGAAGGGCCGCUCCACUUUCUGCAGGUGCUCGGUGAACACCACCAGCAGCCUUGAAUUGUUUUUCACUCUGUCCCUUAACAGUCUGUCCUUGAAGAAAUCGUUAUGUCCCCAAGUAUUGCAGUUCUUUCUCCGGGUCUGCAGAUACCAGGAGAUCUUGCAUCCUGUAUUUGCAACAUUCAUAAGGACAGUGCAGAGCUGCGUGGGCUCCAUGCUUUUGUCAGAGAUAGCCGAUGCAGAAAAGGGUUGUGGGGGUUUGUCGGAUUCUUUAAAAAAGCAUGAAGAUUACGGGAUAUGGAUGGCAUUAUGGGAUGGAGAAAGUUGUAUGCAGGAACUUGACCUUUCACUCCCAGAGGUCCCUGCAUGAUUCAUUUCUAUUUCACAACACAUUGCGAUAAUUUCCCAAAAAGAUUUAGCUAUGUGGCAGUGGGUGGGGCACACUGGGAUGCCUUCCUGUGGUGCACUGCACUCUACUUUGACACAAGCACUCCUGAGUACAUGCAGUGCAGACACAAGCAGCCAAGUAUACACAAGCAGUGUACUAACAUGGGGCAGCUGUAUGCUGAUGUAAUUUGCAUCAACCAGAAUUUGUAGUGUAGAUGUGGCCUUAUGCUUCAGUCAGCAGUCUCCUCUGGUGGAUUGUUAAUUCGGUAGUUACAAUAGACUUUCUAGUCUUGUGACUUAGAAAACUAUUAUUCCUAUCCUAAAACAAGUAGCCACAUUGGCUGCAAUAAAGAAAUAUAAAGUAAAUUCCAUUACCCUUUACGAUCUGUAAUGCCUGUCAAACCAUGCUGUCUUGGGAGCUGAGGAAUACCUAAAGUAUAAAGAAAAAUAAAAUAUAACCUAAUGGAGAGAAGACUGAGACUUACAGAAAUGCCAUUCAGAGUGAUCUAGUGUGAUGAUCAUAGUCUGACUGGCACUCAUCAAAAAUUGGCUAAUGUAUCUUAAAGAUAUUGGUUCCAAAGAUUCUGUGAUAUAGUACAAUUUUAUUACGUGUUUAUACUAUCUUAGUUAAUAAAGACUGUUGAAUGCAUGUAUGUCUAAUACCAAACAUGUUUUCUUUUUCCAUACUCUCUCUCUUC